AUGAACGCCAGCACCGCAGAUCUGAGUUGGCUUCCCGGCGAUGCCGACGAGCAGCUUGCGCUCGGGUUGCGCAUCGUCUCGAACGCCUACAAGAGUCGCGUACAAACUGCAGAAACAGAAAUAAGGCAACUAAAAUCUCAGCUCGCAGAGCGAGGGGAGCAGCUGCAAAAAGAUAUUCAACGUUUGGAAAAUCUUAAGAAAGCGGUGCUCACUUCAAUUCAAGAAGACCGCCCAGAAGCGGAUGACUCGAGUCCAUUUGCAGCAGCAGACGCUACUUUCCAGAUGACGGCAAGGAGGACUGUCGCUGAGCUCGGCUCUAUGGAAGAUAUCGGCCUUAAGGGCAUGAGGCUGGACUUUCGUCGCGCAGGCCCCAACAACGGAACCGUCUUGACACCGCAUGACGACCCAACUGGCAACGCCGACGGUCGCGCUUUCUUCAGAGCCGCACGCAGUCGUCUUUCUUUCGAAACAUUUAACGCCUUCCUGGCCAGCAUCAAGAGACUGAACAAUCAACAGCAAGACAGAGAGGAAACCCUUAAAACCGCUGAGCGCCUUUUCGGAGAGGCGAAUGCCGACCUGUUUGAAGACUUUAAGGCUCUCUUGACUCGACAUGCCUAA
Eimeria acervulina is the source of this 618-nucleotide messenger RNA. RefSeq lists its product as hypothetical. Bases 1 to 618 code for a protein of 205 amino acids. NCBI's taxonomy places the organism in Eukaryota, Apicomplexa, Conoidasida, Eucoccidiorida, Eimeriidae. The transcript has 8 exons. The record is from RefSeq and is a predicted model, not a curated record. Gene Ontology annotation, biological process: regulation of DNA-templated transcription.